Penicillium waksmanii is the source of this 2562-nucleotide messenger RNA. RefSeq names its product cell division control 45 family protein. The record is from RefSeq and is a predicted model, not a curated record. Lineage: Eukaryota; Fungi; Ascomycota; Eurotiomycetes; Eurotiales; Aspergillaceae. Gene Ontology annotation, cellular component: DNA replication preinitiation complex. The transcript is spliced from 2 exons. Gene Ontology annotation, molecular function: chromatin binding; single-stranded DNA binding; DNA replication origin binding. Gene Ontology annotation, biological process: double-strand break repair via break-induced replication; mitotic DNA replication preinitiation complex assembly; DNA replication initiation. The coding region runs from base 1 to 2562 and encodes 853 amino acids.
AUGUAUCUUCCACGGCAGCUCAUCUCCCACCUAUACCUACAACUCCUCCGAUCCCACCACCCGCUCUCCCCACCAGUCCUGAUUCUCGUGGCUCUCGAACCCGAUGCCCUCUGUGCUUGUCGAAUCCUCACGGCUCUCUUAAAACGCGACUACAUCCCUCAUAAGAUCCAACCCGUUGCAGGAUAUGGUGACCUCACGCGCGCCGGAGAGGAGUUGGUCCGCCCCAUGCAGACCACCAAUGGCGGGAGCGGAGGUGUGGUAAUAUGCCUGGGUGUCGGCGGGCUAGUUGAUCUGGCCGAAAUCCUAGGCAUGAGCCAACCAGAAGAGGAAGAAAUCGAGGAGGAUAUGGGUGGUGUCGAGAUCUGGGUAUUCGACGCGCGCCGACCCUGGAACCUGGCCAAUGUCUUUGGUGGUCAAGCCGGCAUGGGCCAGGCUAUGGCGGAAAUUGAUGUUAACGCACGAAAACGCGGCCGCGGUGUCGACCAAGGUCGCAUCACACCUGCCUACACGUCCAAAAGUGGCGGUAUCAUCGUGUUUGACGACGGCGAUAUUCAAGAGGAACUUGGCGGCGAACGGGACGCAUACUAUGCGCUUCUUGAAAUGCCCGAGGUAGACGACGACGAGAGUGAUGGUGAUGAUGACGAAGAAGAGAGUAUGCCGACAGGCUCUAAAAAGCGCAAGUCGUGGUCGGGUCGGGAAGACGAUGACGUUUCAGACGAGGAGGAUGGCCCCCCGCGCCAACGAAAACGAAGCAAUUCAGGUUCCUCGAUUGUCUCAUCUCCAAGUCGGCGGAGAAAGAGGGAACUAAAUUCCUCAAAUUCCUCACGCUCCGGAACCCCAACUAGCGAUUCGCCCUCGCCAGACGAGCCGAAGCAGUUAUCGGCCCGAUCUCUAAAACGACGCCUGCUUCGUAUGAAACGAAAACACGAUGCGAAAUUGCAGUCUUAUUAUUCCUCUGGAACUUCAUACUCGGAGCCCAUUUCGUCGCUAGUUUACUCGCUAGCAUCUGAACUUGGUCGUGAGGAUAAUGACCUCCUCUGGCUUGGUAUUGUUGGUAUUUCAAGUCUAGAACUAAGCGGUCGAACUAUGACUGGUGUUGGUAUUUCCAAUUCGUCCGAAGAGGGAGGCUCUGCUGGCUGGGGAGGGCAACGUGGAGAGCAUCUUCGCCAAAUUUUCCGAGAUGAAGUUCACCGUUUGAACCCUCCCGAUCCACUUGAGCGUGAUCGAGACAUUAGAGGGGAGAUCAAUGGCGUUAUUCCCACCACUGCCAGGUCACCGACCGAUACAUCUAUUCGACUCUCUCCGGAGCCCCGCUUCCUACUCGUUCGUCACUGGUCGCUGUAUGAGAGUAUGUUGCACAGCCCAUACCUAGCCCCCAGGCUUCACGUCUGGACGGAAAAUGGCAGGAAACGUCUUCACAAACUCCUGGCCAAGAUGGGUAUAAGCCUCACUCAAUGCCAUCAAUAUUACACACACAUGGAUAUGGAAUUGAAGCGGGUACUACGUGGGCGACUCCUCAAGUACGCUCCUAUGUACGGUCUGGACGGACUGGUUCCUGCAGAGCCUACUGGGCAUGCUAGCUCUCGUGAAGGGUGGGGCUUUGUUCGUUGCUGGGGCUGGAAGGCUUGUUUAUCCGCCACAGACGUCGGUGUUAUUAUCGGUGCCAUGCUGGAGGUUGGACCACAUGAGACCUCCGCAUCUUGGGAUGCUAAACGUCUUCCACGGGCCCGAGGCUCCAACGAUGAUGUCGAGAACGGAGGCGGCACUGGCGAAUCAGACUUGGCCAGCCUUCUUCCUCGAUUCUGGAGUGCAUACGAUGCUCUUUCACUCACAUCCGAAUCGCCUACCUUGCUCAUGGAGGCAUUGCCAUUGGCUCAACAUCUUCACCGUGCUAUUCUUCGCACUGGUACAUCACUACUGUCCAAGCACCAAAUCCGCCAUCUUCGAGCUUUCCGCAUAGCUGUUGUCAAAGACGGCCCUGACGUCAAGCUUUUCACCAACCCCGGUGCCUUGACAAAGCUCGCAUUGUGGAUCGCCGAGGCCAUCCGUGUCCAAGAGCGAGAGAAGGGCGAUUCUAUCAAGAUCGGCCGGAAACGCGCGGCGGGUACACCUCUCGUCCUUGCAGGCCUAGAUGAAGACCGUGACCUCUAUGUUGUUGUGGGAACUGGUGGCGGUGGAGGUGUAAUUGACUAUGCUGCCAUGUCUAAGCGCCGAGAGGAGCGCGGUAAAAAGAAGGAAGCCAGGGAUAAGAAGCAACAGGAGCGAUCAUCUCGUCGGGCACAGCGCGCAGCUGAGCGUGCUGAACGAGAAGACGAUGAUGAAGCCGAAGACGAAGAAUCCGACGAGUCUGAAUCUUCGUCCGAAUCAGAGUCCGAGGACGAGGAUCCAGGUACAAAGAAGCACCUUUUGCGGAACAGGUUUGGCAUUGCCUUCCAAGAGGUGGUCCAAGAGACCAACGCUCGAGUCCGUAUCGACAGCUUCGACCACUGUGUUGUCGAAGUCCAAAAGGAUGACCUGGGUGGCUUCCUGGAAGCGUUGAGCUUCCGCAGUGUGGUGGGCUAG